AUGGCUUCAAAGUUUCUUCGAGAAUACAAGCUGGUCGUUGUCGGUGGAGGAGGUGUUGGGAAGUCAUGUUUGACCAUCCAAUUGAUCCAGAGCCAUUUCGUCGAUGAGUACGAUCCAACAAUCGAAGACUCGUAUCGGAAACAAUGCGUUAUCGACGAUGAGGUUGCCCUGCUAGACGUUCUCGACACAGCUGGACAGGAAGAAUACUCAGCCAUGCGAGAACAAUAUAUGCGGACAGGCGAGGGUUUCCUUUUGGUGUACUCCAUCACUUCUAGGCAGUCAUUCGAAGAAAUCAUGACCUAUCAGCAACAAAUAUUGCGCGUGAAGGACAAGGACUAUUUUCCCAUCAUCGUCGUUGGCAAUAAGUGCGACUUGGAGAGAGAACGGGUGGUAUCUGAACAAGAGGGUGAAGCAUUGGCCCGCGACUUUGGUUGCAAAUUUAUCGAGACCUCAGCAAAAUCUCGCAUCAAUGUCGACAACGCGUUCUACGAUAUUGUACGGGAAAUUCGCCGUUAUAACAAGGAGAUGUCAUCGUAUUCGUCAGGAGGUGGCGGCUAUGGAUCCCGAGCCCCAGAAAAGAUGGAGAUGGAUGAGCACGAAGAGGGGAAUGGGUGCUGCUCAAGAUGCGCCAUCAUGUAGGAGGACUUUAAUAAAUGAAAGGACGUACAAGAAUUGUUGAGGGCGAUUAAAGGGGAGGAAGAUUUGAAGAAAAAGAAGAAGAAGAAACCGCCCCCGAAGACGGAGCUACGAUGAUACACACGCAACCAGACAACUAUCAUUCUGCACUCUCUGAAAAGAAAGAGAAAAGAGGAGAAGAAAACACACAAAACACAAAACUCUAUGACUCGAUAGAAUGAUGCUGGACGACAUACUUAAGCAUUCUUAUCCUGAUAUCUGUUCUUCUAACAUUCCCCUAUUGAGUCGGACGGCAGGCGGUAUUCUACAAUUGCUCCAAAUAUCACCUGCCCGAACGCCUCAUUGCUUGGACCCUUCAUCUUUACAUAUCAUUUCCCGCACGAAAGUCUCCAACGUCAACCCCAGUUUAUUUCCUGUUAUAUGCUUCGAUUUCAUUUUCUCCCUAUAUCUCAUUUUCCUUUCUUUUUUCUCUUCCUUUUUUUUUCAGUUUACUCUCUGGGCGCGUAUUUCAUAGUAUAAUUCGUGGCCCCCCUUCCCCCAAAUUUUCAAUUUCUAUAUUCGGCUCUCUCGACUUAAAGAGGCCAUUCAUCCUGUCUCCUUUACGGUUUUAUUUUCUUUUAUUUUUCAACUGUCCUUAUCCGUUCCUUGAGUUUCCGUAUUCUAUCUAUACCGAUACCACUACUUCCUCUAGUCCCACUCCAUUCCCUCUUAUAACAAACAAUACCCCAACAAUGCGCGCGAAGACUGAUUUCCUGGAAGAGAUAAUGGCACCUAAGUGAGAGUCAAAUCAAAAAGGGGCAAAAAAAAAUAACACAUUUAUAUAUGAUGAUAGAACUUAGGUGCACCCACAGAUGCGUUUUUCUUCUGUUUCCAUCUAUGAACCUUAUAUACCUCCUUGAUAUCCGCUGUUACCCUAUUCCAUUUAUUUAUUAUUUCUAGUUCCGUAAUUGAUUUCUCUCUUCAGCUCUCCUCAACUUCUUUUUCCCUCCAUUCACACUGGACCUGUAUUUUUGUCCGGUCCUCAAUUUGUUAUCGCGCGUUGCCUUUGGUGUUUGAGCUUUUAUUGGUUUCUAUCUUGCUUUGUUCAUAUCUCAUUCACGCGUAUGUAGAAUCUAGCUAUUGAACUUUUUGUUUCAUCU
Messenger RNA from Histoplasma capsulatum G186AR, 1775 nucleotides. RefSeq lists its product as uncharacterized. NCBI's taxonomy places the organism in Eukaryota, Fungi, Ascomycota, Eurotiomycetes, Onygenales, Ajellomycetaceae. The record is from RefSeq and is a predicted model, not a curated record. The coding region runs from base 1 to 639 and encodes 212 amino acids. Gene Ontology annotation, cellular component: plasma membrane. The transcript has 4 exons. Gene Ontology annotation, molecular function: GTP binding; GTPase activity; GDP binding. Gene Ontology annotation, biological process: signal transduction.